Molecule: messenger RNA, 5927 nt
Organism: Monodelphis domestica (gray short-tailed opossum)
Lineage: Eukaryota; Metazoa; Chordata; Mammalia; Didelphimorphia; Didelphidae
Gene: REPIN1
Product: replication initiator 1
Biological process (GO): regulation of transcription by RNA polymerase II
Cellular component (GO): nucleus
Molecular function (GO): DNA-binding transcription activator activity, RNA polymerase II-specific; RNA polymerase II cis-regulatory region sequence-specific DNA binding
Source: RefSeq, a predicted model, not a curated record
CGGCAGCUCCGCCCCUCCCCGCCCUGCGCCCGAGCACAGGGACUGACCCUCGGCAGCUCCGGUAGUCACAUGGUGCUGGGCUCUGCCAGGGAAGGAGGGAGGCACUGAGGGUCGGAACGGGGACUGGGGGAGGAAGGAGCGCUCCAGGGAGGCCGGGAGGUGGCAGGGAGGGGAUGGGCUUGGCGGGGGUGAGGCUGGGCCUGCUGCUGGGCGGGGAAGCGGCGCCGGUUUCCCCGUACAUGGAUGGGAGGCGUGCAUACAAGCAUACGGACCGGGAGGCAUCCCUUCAUUCUGGAAAGGAUCGGAGAUACCUCUCUCCAGGGAGAAGUAGGUUUAUUCGGAAACGAGGCUGGAAAGAGAAUCGCCUGUUCCUGCGUUCCCAGGGGUCUCCAGGGGAGGAGCCAUGUGGCAGUGGAGGGCAGCUUUCUGCUGGUGGGAGCAGAGUCCUUCGAAACACCACAGCAGGGCAAGGACCUCUGCUGGAGCGUCGCUGCAGGAGACCCCUGGCUAUGGGCCCAUCCCGGGCUCGGCUCUUCCCUGGAUCUUUUCAGGAGUCACUCCAAAGGUCGGGGAAGGAUAUUCGUAGGAUUAAAUUAGAAGGGGCUGUGGCAGGUAGUCCCGGGGGCCUUUUCCAGGGUGGUGCCUACCGCUGUGCUCGAUGUGGGAGGCACUUCCCUGUAUGGGCAGCCUUGCGGCAUCAUACUCGUCGCCGCCAUGGCCGCCCUCCUCUGCCCUGCCCUGAGUGUGGGCGCCGAUUUCACCAUGCUCCUUUCUUGGCCUUACAUCAACUGGCCCAUUCAGCUGCCACAGCUGUAUCUCCUGACACAAGCUUCUUUUGCCAAGUCUGUGGGCAGAGUUUCAAGAGUUGGGCAGCCCUUGCAAUGCAUGGCCAGGCUCAUGCCUCAUCUGCCCGAGCAGUUGCUUGCCCCAAGUGUGAGAAGCGCUUCAGCCGAGCCUCCCAGCUGCGGGCACAUCUCAGAAAGAAUCACCCACCUGCCCCACCACCUCGACGUUUCAUCUGCAGUGGCUGUGGCCAGAGUUUUGCACAGUGGGCUGAGCUGGUUGCCCACAAGCAGAUCCAUGUGGCUGAAGCACAGGCAUCAGAAAAAGCUCUUGCACCUCGGCCCCGGGGCCGCCCAGCACUUACAGCUGCCCAGCCGGGUGGUGAUGCUGCUGACCGACCCUUCCAGUGUGCAUGGUGUGGCAAAUGUUUCCGUCACAAGCCCAACCUGAUUGCUCACCGCCGAGUGCAUACAGGUGAGCGACCCCACCAGUGUCCUGAGUGUGGGAAACGUUUCACUAAUAAGCCCUACCUGACCUCUCACCGGCGUAUCCAUACUGGUGAGAAGCCUUAUCCAUGCACUGAAUGUGGGCGUCGUUUCCGUCACAAACCCAAUCUUUUAUCUCAUGGCAAGAUUCACCGGCGCCCUCAGGGUUCUAUGGAGGCCACCAGUAGCCAUGGGAGUUUCCAGCUUCCAUCUCAGCUGUUGGAGGCUCAGCAAGACCAAGCCACAGACUUCCAACAGGACCAGGCCAUAGAUCCUCAGCAGGACCAGGCCAUGAACCUUCAGCAAGACCAAGCCCUGGACUCCCAGCAGGAUCAGGCCAUGAACCCUCAGCAAGAUCAGGCCCUGGACUCAGAGCAAGACCAUAUCUUGGAUCCCCAACAGGACCAGGGAAUGAACCUUCUGCAAGACCGAGAAAUGGAUCCUGCUGCACCCUAUGGCUAUGAUGAGUGUGGCCGAACUUUCCGGCACCGACGGUCUCUUCGAGCUCAGCAGCAACUACAUCCUGGGGAACGUCCUUUCAUCUGCAGUGAAUGUGGAAAGAACUUCAGUAAGAAGACCCAUUUGGUGGCCCACAUCCGUAUCCACUCAGGUGAGCGGCCCUAUGCCUGCAUGGAAUGUGGACGCCGCUUCUCACAAGGAAGCCACUUGGCAGCCCACCGUCGUGACCAUGCCCCAGAGCGACCCUUCAUUUGCCCUGACUGUGGCAAGUCCUUUAGACACAAGCCCUACCUGGCUGCCCACCGCCGUAUCCACACAGGCGAGAGGCCCUAUGCCUGUCCUGAUUGUGGCAAGGCCUUCAGUCAGAAAUCCAACCUUGUGUCUCACCGGCGCAUCCACACAGGUGAACGACCUUAUGCUUGCCCUGAUUGUGACAGGCGGUUCAGUCAGAAAUCCAACCUCAUCACACACCGCAGGAGCCAUAGUCGAGAGGGGCCAUUCAUUUGUGCCACCUGUGGUGAAAGUUUCAGUCAUGAGCAAAAGCUCCUGACCCAUCAGAAAAAGCAUGUGGCCUGAGCUUAUGGGAGUGGAAGAGCAGAGAGGGGAGACACACUCUAGAGGUAGGCAAAGAUAAGGGACAGAGGUUUCACGAUGGAGAAGGGAUCCAGCAUAUUAGUGAUGAUGAUGGAGUAAGAGAUAGAAAAAGCUCACAGGGAACUGCUUUUUACUAAUUUUACAAAAGAAUUUGGAAUUAUGCAAGACAAGUUAUUAAAUUAUUCCUACCCUUUGAAAAAAAAAAAGAAAAAGCUCACAGGAAGGUGGUCAGGACCUUGGAAAGAGGACUGUGUCCUUGUCUUAACAGGCCUGUUAGAAGUUUCCAGGAGGAUAUACCUCAAACUUUUCUCACCUCACUGGAAGUUCUGCUUCUCUUCUUGCCUCCCGGAAAAGAAAUAUUUGAAAAGAAGCUACAUAAACAUCUGGAGAGAAAGAGGAAAACAUCUGGCUACAUAUGCAAAGACCUCUAACAUGUUAGCAUCUGAAUUUAUUCAAGCAUUUCCAAGGAAGGAAAUGCCCUAAUAGUUUCAGUUCUUGGCAGCACUUGAUUUCUUCCAUCCCUUCACCUUCAUUCUCCUCACUCCACCCCCUCCAUCCCAACCCUCAAACUACUACUUUCCUUUACAAGUAUGUAGCCUUCUGUCUACCCACGACCAUUUUUUUAGGUUUGUAUUGUCUCAACAUGGAGAGCUUUUUCUAUGAUCCCUCUCUAUUUUCAUUUCCCAUAUUGAGACUGUCUCAAUCCCUGAAGUAGAUAGCCCUUUUCCUUUAGUUCUUCUAGCUCUCACUACUGUACUGGAGAAGAGGAGAGGCACUGGCUUUCUGAUAAUUAAUCAGAGUCAAGUGGAAAGACCCUGGGGAAUAGUCCAGGUAAGGAAUAGGCAUGGGAGUGAUCUUAAGAGUCUCAGUGGAACAGACCUUAGAGUUCAUCUAGUUCUCACUUAAUGCAGGAAUCUCUUGCCUCAUCUCUUAACAAACCAGACUCUGCUUGGAUACUUUCAGUGAUGGGGAUUGUGAAACCUUUGUAACUUCAAAGUUACAACUUGUUAGUUUUGUUAAUGAAAAUCUAGUUGUUAGAAAUUUCUUUCUUACAUUUUGUGAAAGUAUGCUUUCUGGUCCACUCUACCCAUUGGUUCUAGUUCUCUAUUUUGGAGCCAAGCCAUAUGUAGUAGGCCUAUUUCCCUCAAAUUCCAAUAAAUAAACUGAUUUCCACCUAUGGCUGAAAUGUGUUCUCUCCCUAUGCUGAGUUUCAAAGGCGAUAGGGCUAAGAUGGCUGUUUUCCAUGGGAAAUAUGGGCAGAGGUAGAAACCCAGACAAUAAAAUAAGCAUCAGUGGGUCUCAUAGUGAGGGUGAAGGAGAAUGGACUAUUAAGUCAAGUCCCCAAUUGAAUGAUUUCUUGAGUGCCUGAGAUUUGGCAGUUUCUUCUAGCUAGAAGUCUCCUCAAGAGAGUACAGUGACACUAACCCUGGAGGUGGUCAUAAGUUUCUAGAGGAGCAAACUGCCAUCACUCUGGGUGCUAUAGCAAGCAAAUAGAACUAGGAUGGGAACCUAGGUCUCCAGAGAGCUUUGUCUUAUUCCUUUGCUAUGAGUCUUCCCAUUGGUUAAACUAGAGAAGACAGCUAUCUUUAAUACUGACUUUAUCAUUAUCUUAGGAAUAAGGAUGUAGAGCUGAAAGACAUAAUAAAUUAGUUGUUAUUUAGUCCAAUUCUGUAAUUUUACACAUAAGACAAAGGCCUACGGGCUUAAUUAAAAUAACAUAAGUGACUGUCAACAGCCCAAUGCAGAUCCUCUAAAUUCAGCCACUACCAGCAUCAUCAGUGUGAUUACAAUAUUAUAGUCUGUGGACUUUGGUUAGACUUAGAUUUUGCUCUCUAGAAGCCUAUGCCCUAGAUAUAACUAGUCGGGAAGGUGGUUCUAGGGUAAUAUCAAGUGCCCCACACUUAGUUGGUAGUGGUAGGCUAAUUCUACUUAGGUGUCAAUUCAUAUUACAUGACAAUAUCAUACAUUUAUAUGUAAAUGAGAUCAGGUAGAGAGGACCUCUUUAAAUGUUUCUUCCUGCCUUCCAAGGGACAUUUAACUUCCACUAUUAUAAGUCAUACUGCUUUAUGUUUAGUUCUGUACAGAUCUCAGAUUUGUAAACUUUGAGAAUAUUAAAACUGGAAGAAGGGAUCUUAAGUACUAUAAUAUUUGAUACUGUGGCUUCCCUGUAUCAUCAUACUUGAUACACUCUUCUUUGGCUUGUUGUAUUUUAUUCAUUUUGUCUCUGACCAAUUCUUGGUCCCUUUCUUUGGCUCAUCUUCCUAUCCCUAAAUCAUAUGUCUCAAGACACUUCACUGUCUUCUCUGACCUUUCUUUUGACAAUAUUUUGUGGUCUCAUGGCUUCCGUAUCAUCUUUAUGCAGAUAAUUCCCACAUCUUUUCUGGUGAAACUGAGUAACUCUUCCCUAUUAAUAUCCCAUCCCGCCUAUUUAUAUCCUUUUCUCUCCCAUUUAAUGCGAGAUACUCUUCCUUAGAGCUCCAGUGCCCCCUGUGAACCUCUAUUUGUACGUUCUGUUAUAUCAAAAUCCACCUGUCCAAAACUGAGCUCAUCCUAUAAUAUACAAAACCUGCUUUUCUCAAACCCUCCAUUUUUGCUGUAACCACUAUCCUUUCAGUUAGUGAUAUACAAAACUUCUCCCUCCUCAACCCUUCCUAUAUCUAGUAAUGAGAAUUCUACCUACACAAUGUCCCUCAUUGUAGUUUAAGGCCUCGUCUCUCUUUGACUAGGCAAUUGAGAUAAUCUUCUAACUCCUAACUGCUUCUAAGCUAUCCCUUCCCUGCUGCUUGAACAGUUUUCAGUGCACUGCUUGGUUGAUGUCACUUUCCAAAAAUCAUCAGUGGUUCCCUAUAGCUUACCAAGGAAAGUAUAAACUCUUGAUUCUGGCAUUCCAGGUAUUCCAUAAUCUGCCUCCACCCAACUUUUCUAGCAUUAUAUUUCCCUUAACAUUCUUUUUUUGAGCUAAGGAAGAUUUUGCUUUUCCCUAUUUUCAUCUUACCUUUACCCUUCUCUGUUGCUCAUGUUUUCCAUUUUUGGAAUCAACCUUCCACUUCCCUUCCCAUCCCCAGAUCUAUCUGUUGCGUAGACCCUCCUUUUCUUCAACACCCAAUCAGGUUUCAUCUCUAUAAAACCUACCUUAACCUUCCUCUCCUACCACCCUCUUGGUACAUGUAACCUUUCCCUCCACUUUUUUCUGGACUUCAAUUGUUUUCCCUUUCCCUGUCAUUGGUAUUUCUGUACCUGUCUGUUCCCCUGUUAGAUUGUAUGCUCCUUAAGAGCAGGGUCUGUGUUGUGUCUAUGUACUCCUAAAGCCUAGACUAGUUCACAUAGGAGGUGCUUAAUAAAUGUCUGUUCAUUGAAUUCACGAGUCCAACCCCUUCACUUUGCAAAUGAGGAUGCUAAGGUUCAGAAUGGUGAGGAGCCUUGGCCAGGGCUACACAGCUGGUUUGUGGCAGAGCCUGGACUAGGACCCAGGUUAGGGCUAGUUCUGCUUUCUCCACAUUACCACUUAUCUACUAGAUUGUGAAGUCCUGAAGGGCAGAGACUGUGACUGAUAACUCUGUAUCCCCCUCAGCAAGGAAAAUAUAAUAAAUGUGUUGGAUAAACAAA